Lottia gigantea (owl limpet) is the source of this 1596-nucleotide messenger RNA. RefSeq lists its product as hypothetical. Gene Ontology annotation, cellular component: nucleus. The transcript has 4 exons. The record is from RefSeq and is a predicted model, not a curated record. The coding region runs from base 99 to 743 and encodes 214 amino acids. NCBI's taxonomy places the organism in Eukaryota, Metazoa, Mollusca, Gastropoda, Lottiidae. Gene Ontology annotation, biological process: DNA replication-dependent chromatin assembly. Gene Ontology annotation, molecular function: histone binding.
CGCCAUUACAAUUCCCGCGUUUUGUUAGUAACAAAACAUCUUCUAAACGUGAAAAGUAUUCAGACAUUCAUGCGUGAUUAUUUAUACGUAGUCAAAUUAUGGCGAAGGUUAACGUGUUGAAUGUAAACGUAUUGGACAAUCCGUCACCAUUUGUAAAUCCUUUUCAAUUCGAAAUAACUUUCGAAUGCAUUGAAGAUUUGCCAGAAGAUUUAGAAUGGAAAUUGAUAUAUGUUGGUUCUGCAGAGACUGAGGAACAUGACCAAGUUUUAGAGACAGUGUUUGUUGGUCCAGUCCCAGGUGGCAGGCAUAUGUUUGUCUUUCAGGCUGACCCCCCAGAUAUAAAGAAGAUACCAGAAGCUGAUGUUGUUGGUGUAACUAUUAUAUUAUUAACAUGCUGUUAUAGAUCUAAAGAAUUUAUACGAGUGGGUUAUUAUGUAAACAAUGAAUAUGAAGACCCAGAAUUAAAAGAAAAUCCUCCUGCUUCAGUUAUUUACGAAAAAUUGCAAAGAAAUAUUUUAAAUAGACCAAGGGUAACAAAAUUUAAAAUAGAUUGGGAUGAUAAUGCAGUCACAAAUGCUACUGAAAAUGGGGAAAAUGUACCUCCUGUUCGGAAUUUAGAAAACAUGGACACUGCCUCAAACCAAAUGGCAUGUGAUUCUGCUUGUGGUGCUGUUAUGGGAUCUUCUAGUUACCAAGAGAAUAGUAACAGUGUGAGCAUGGAUACAUCAGUUAAAGCUAUGUAAUAUAGUUAGUGGUAUUUAUAACAGAGUGUGGUUAUUAAAUGUGAUAUGACAUUUACAUAAAAUAAUACAUAAUUCCCAAAAUGGCUUCUACUGUAAAGUCAAAUGAGUGCUGAUAAUGACUUUGUUUGGUACAAAAAUUAUUGAAACUGAGUUAAAUCAUGGCAGCUAUGUGUGAAUACUUUUUUAUUAUUUUGCCAGAAUAUUAUGACCAUCAUUAACCACAGGUGAAUAUGUGGCUCAAUCAUAUAACAAGCCUUGUUUCAAUUAUCAUGAAUAAUAUAACAAAACAUUUAUCAGAUGGAGUAGUUUCCCGAGAACAUAUUAUUUUCAACUUCGAGAAUCAAUUGGAAGUUAAAAGAAUACAUCCCAGAUGGUUGCUUUAUAUAAAAUUAUUCUGACAAUUUCCACACCUUUGAAGGGUUUGAAAAAUGAACGUUACUGUCACACAUAUUUCUAGAAAAACAUCUCUGGGAAAUUUUCUUUAACAUAUAAUUUAUCCGAACCAUAAAAACAACUGGUUAUAACAUUUCUAUGCAUCAUAAUCAUUUGUAUAUUGUUGAUAUUUUGUAUAUAUUUUGUGUAAAAAAUCAAAGUCAAAUUGUUGUUACUGAUUCCUGUGGUACGCAUAUGUGGUGCUGUUCCUUAAUUUUCCAAAGAAGAUGCACAAAAUCUCAAUUUCUCUUUAUGAGGACAAAUAUUAUUGUCACCCAUGACUUUUUGUUCAAAUUUCCCCUAUCAUAGGUGCCAAAGAAAUGUCCUACUUGACACAAAAAUAACCUUUUAAGAAUGGUACUGUAGUAAAAAACUUGUUAGAUUACGUUGAUAAAAAACGAAAGAAAAUCUGAAAAAUGUG